Coccinella septempunctata (seven-spotted ladybird) is the source of this 4402-nucleotide messenger RNA. RefSeq names its product lysine-specific demethylase 7B-like. The coding region runs from base 130 to 2610 and encodes 826 amino acids. The transcript is spliced from 13 exons. Lineage: Eukaryota; Metazoa; Arthropoda; Insecta; Coleoptera; Coccinellidae. The record is from RefSeq and is a predicted model, not a curated record. Gene Ontology annotation, biological process: regulation of transcription by RNA polymerase II; protein demethylation. Gene Ontology annotation, molecular function: transcription coregulator activity; histone demethylase activity.
AAAAAACGUCACUGAACUAAAAAAGUAGUAACCAUCAAGAUACGAACCUCAAAUCUUAAAACUAUGAAAUAAAAUAAUAAAUUUAUGAAGUAUCGUAUUGAAUAGUACCAAUUGAAUUAAUUUUAUGACAUGGAAGCCUCAUAUUGCUUAUGUGGCCAGCCCUACGAUCCUAAUACAUUUAUGAUACAAUGUGAUGCUUGUAAAGACUGGCUUCAUAGCAGUUGCUGUAACUUUCAAGAACAUUUGGCUAUAGAAAUAGAUACAUUCCAUUGCCCCAGAUGUGUACCUUUAUAUGGACCUUGUAUAUUCAAACCAUAUAAAAAUUGGCAUCGUCACGACUAUUGGGAUGAAAAUGCUGAUAAUAAAUCAGUGCAAUCAGGCACUGCGGUUUUUAUAAGAGAACUACGUGCUAGACAUUUCUGUAGCGAAGGAGAUGUAGUGCUCCAUAUGAGAGGUCAGCAAUUGACAGAAAAUUUCCUGCAACAAAAUGGUUUCACUAGUCCGAUUGUUAUCGAUGGCAAAGAUGGGCUUGACAUGACAAUACCUCCCGAUAAUUUCAGCUUGUAUGAUGUUGAAGCUUAUGUUGGAGGUGACGUUGUCAUUGAUGUUAUAGAUGUGACUCGUCAGACAGAUAUUAAAAUGAAAUUAAGAGAUUUUGUUGAAUACUAUAAUAGUUUGAAUAGAAGUAAAAUUUUCAAUGUUGUCAGUCUUGAGUUUUCCAACACAAGCUUAGCGCCUUUAGUGGAAGCACCAUUUAUUGCUAGAAAACUCGAUUGGGCAAAUUCCGUAUGGCCCAGGGAUUUCCCAAUAAUGAAACCCCAAGUGCAGAAAUAUUGCCUUAUGAGCGUUAAAGAUUCAUACACGGAUUUCCACAUUGAUUUUGGAGGCACAAGUGUCUGGUAUCAUGUUUUGAGAGGAGAAAAAAUCUUUUAUUUAAUAAAACCCACCCCUGCAAAUCUAACCUUGUACCAACAAUGGAUGACGUCACCAAAUCAGAGUGAAACAUUUUUUGGAGAUCAGGUCGAUCAAUGUUUCAAAUGUACUCUUCGUCAAGGGCAAACAAUGUUAAUACCAACAGGAUGGAUUCAUGGAGUUCUAACGCCAAUCGAUUCUUUAGUAUUUGGUGGUAACUUCUUGCACAGUCUCAAUAUCCCUAUGCAGCUAAUGGUUUACGAUAUCGAAAAAAAAAUCAAAACUAGUUCCAAAUUCAAAUAUCCAUAUUUUGAAAUGAUCAAUUGGUUUGCUGCAGUCAGCCUUUAUCAGCAAAUUCGUGAAUUGAACGCAGAAGAGAGGAGAUGCCCGAGCAACUUGCUUACGGGGCUCAAAUCUUUGUUGACAAACUUGAAACAGUGGAAUACAGAAAAAGAUUACAACACUGCAGUCAGAGAUCAGAUACCUUAUAAUAUAGACUCCUCUAAACUUCUGAAGGAUAUAUCGAAAGAAAUAAGACAUGCAGAACGAUUCAUAAAUCAGUUAAAUCCUCCUAAACCAGAAAGGGAAUCUAAAAGAAAAAGAAAGAGACCAGUUAAUAAAGAUUUUGACUAUUCCUUGUCGCCAAAGUAUGAGUUCCUCCCCCCACCACCUCCAACCAAAACUGAAUAUGCUCAGAAUUCUCCGCUAAAGCUCAGUUUACCUAAAGCAAUCGUUUUUCCAUACGAGAUGGAUCAUUUACCUCAACCACUUCAACUAACUAGUUCUGCAUGGGAUCCUCAAAAUUUUUCUAGACCUGAGGAAACGACUGCCAUCCACAGGGGGGGAACUGUGCUGAAGAUAAAAUUAGGGUCCAAAGAUUUGAUCCAGCCUUCUGAUGAAUUGCCUUUUAAUUUGAACGAUCCAACGAAAUCGGUCUACGAUUUUCAUGACGAAAGUGAUAGGGAUGAAGAAUUUGGUUUUACUAUCGACGAGAGUCCUAAAAGAGCUAGGAAACAAAACGUAAAUCAAAGACCGAAACCAGCUAAAAAAAAGAAUAUAAUAAAUCUUGAGGAAAACCCAGAUUUGCCACAAAAUGGAAUAGAAUCACUUUUGAAAGCUUCUGCUCUGACAACUGGUGAACAAUCUGGUCGAGCUUCGCCCUCCACGCAGGAAGCAAUAGCAGGGAUGCUUUCCAUCAGUCAAACAUUUGUUCAACCUAAAAACAGGUCCCGAAGGUCAACCCAAAGCCCUUCUGAAGAUAGCAUCAAUAAUGUUCAUCAGGAUGAAGACUACAUUUAUCCUUCUUUGGAUAAUUCAGAUGAUGAAGAUAUCCAUAUAUUCAAACCAAGGGGUCGGUCGAAAGUAGAUGAAGCAUGGAAUCCUAAAGCAAGGGUUGGCCCAUUACUGCCCAAAACAAAUCGGCCUGCAAGAGAAGGUACGAAAAGACAAGCUGUCGAGAAAGUUUUAGAGGCUGCAGCUGCACGUAGGGCCCUAGACAGCCCUGAGAAGUCCCCAAAACGGCAGUAUCGCAAGAAGAAACCAAAAUUGAAAUUGGACGCUAAAUCGAGUUCAUCAUCGUCAAGCUCAAAUCCUGUUCCGAGUACCUCUGGAUCGACAUCUUCGAAACCAAGGAAAGGGAUGAAAACUGUUAAACAGCGUCUCGGAAAAAUAUUGAAAAUUCACAAAAUGAUACAUUAAUAAUGAAUGCAUCGAUAUUAAUAAUAGAACUUUUGGUAUUUUGUAUCAAUCGAAAAGUUGAAUUGUCGAAUGGUAAUUAUCCGAUAUUUUAUAUGGUUGUAUUUUGAAGAAAAUUAUUAAGGGAAAAUGAAAUUUUGAAAUUGAAAUUUUCAAAUUAAUAAAUAACAAUUUAUAAUAACUGUGAUGACGAACAAUUGUAUAUAUUAUUCGGAAUGUAACAUUUGAGUUAUCCCAGAUGUUUGUUCCAAGGAAUGUGCAAUUUUCUAUUUUAUAUAUAUAUUCGGACAAAAUUUACUAUUCUGAAUUAAUUUCUGCCUGAUUUUUCUAUAAUUUAGAAAAUCAUUUUUAUUUAAGCGAGCAAAUGGGUUAAUUGCAAAUUGCAGAUUUCACACUUAGAGUAAUGAAGACAAUUCUCGUAGACUCGUCAAUAAAAGUCCCAUUUAGGAAGAAUGUGUAUACAAGGUGACAACUUCAAUUUCAAGAAACCAUUUCUUGGCAUAUUUCAUGAAGAAAUUGUUCAUUUGUGUAAAAGGUUAGGAAAAAAAAACAAAUUUUUGAUCGUCCCUGUGUUACCUGAAAUUGAGAUUUUGAUUUUUUCCCAGUUUAUAUUAUCACAAAUAUGAUUUAAAAUUCAUUUUCAUGCUAGCGAAUUUUGUUAAUACCCAGUUUUAAUGGUGAAAAUUGCACAUUUGAAUUGCCCAUGUUUUUAGAAUCAAUAAAAAACAUUCGAUUUAAUUUAUUCAAAAACGAUCUGUUCAUACAAAACUGUGAUUUGGUCGAGAAUUGGAUAUUUCUUUCGUAAUUUUUCAUCGGAUAAGUAAUUUUUAUAGAUUGGUAAUUUUGCGGGAGUUUCUGAUACAGCUAUGAUAUUUUUAUGUAAUUUUGUAAUUUAUAUUUGUUGCGACAUAUCAAACACUAAAGAAUAGAAUACAUUGAAUUUCCUUAUGAGUACAAUUUGUGUUUACCUGGUAUGUAAAUUCACACUAGUCUCUUACGUCGCUCUCCAGUUAAUUUUAGGUUUGAUAUAGUUGGUUGUUAUUUAACAUUUGUUGAUUUUUCAAUUGAUAGUAGUUAUAAUUAUUCAGUAUUAUUAGUUUGAAACACUAAGGACCGCCAUAGAUCAAAUAAUUCAUGAUCGUUAUUGUUAUUUCCUUACAGAGAAAAAUUUAGGGGGCAAUUAGAAUUGGAAAAUUUUCAGGUGAUAACAUUCACUCCAAUAAUUCGAUAGUGAACAGUGUUCAAAAUUUUUAUGCAAUUUUUUGAAGAUUUUGCAAAAAUUCUUUUCAUCUUUUCAAUUGUGUUGAAUCGCUAUCGACACAUAAGAACUUACAAAUGGAAUACAUAAUCUUCAAUUGUAGAAAAUGUUAUUCAAUUUGACAUAGUGAAAUAUCCCCUGAAACUUUCUUCACUAAUUUGCCCACCUGGGUAUUUAUAAGUACAUAUAUUUGUCUCGAAUUAUUGGUAAUAGAUUUAUCUGAAUUAUUAACACAUUGAAAUAUGACUGAUUUUCCCCCACUAAAUCGCAUAUAGUUUGUUAAUUCAAGGCAUUGAUGGUUAAUCUAAGUUUUGGUUAGUUAUGAUUAAUUUUUGAAAAAAACGAUUAAUUUCUGUGAUGUUGCAAAUUUUUAUUAUUAAGAUUGGUGUGAAUUGUGUCUUGAAAAAUUAGGUUUUUUUAUGCUUGAAAUAAUAACAAUUGAAUUGGCUUUCUUUUAAUUUGUUCACUUUGGAUAUUAAAAAAAAAUUAUUUUUAUAUUGAUUGUAACUUAUUGUAAAAAAUAAACUCUUUGCCUUU